GCACUGCAGCAGUACAAUGACUCGCGUGCACGAGUCCAAACUUUACAGCAUCUGACUUGUGCCACCUUUGGCCUACUAGUACAACCUCUAACUGGCCGCAAUGGAUUUUGAGUAUUUUUUUUUUAAAUUCAUAUCCUUAAGCUCCACGUACAAGUUUGUUCUGUCCUCGCUAGGAGGACAAUUUAGCAUAUUUGAAGACACUGUAGAAUCCCUGAGCACACUAGCAUCAUUGUUGCUCACUACUACUGCCACUUUCCAUUAGUACAACUUCUUGGCGUACUAUUAGGAAGACUACGUUAGAAUUGAGGAAGAAUUGCUCUACUGACAAUUGCGUUUUUCUAGUACUAGAUGUGACAUAAAUUUCUACUUAUCAGCAUCUAUAGUGCUUCUUAAAUAGUACUAGUAACAUGAAGAUGGUGACUAGUGCACUAUUUUGCCUCACUAUUUAAACGUAUUACUAUUAGAAUAACUGUUGUAUUUUUUUUCCCACGACAGCAGGACUUUUUCUGGACAUUAGGAGCUACGAAAACUUUUGACAUACUAUUAAGACAACCACAUUACUAGUGAGGCAUCUGUGCUCUACUCGUAAGAUUAGCUGUUACUGAAUAGAACUAAAAAUGUCACUAGUCGCAAUAAUAGAAGUUUUACCUCACUAGCAACAUGUAGUUUUUAUUCCUAGUACAUCAAAAUUAUUCCUUCACACUAGUUUUGGAAAACUACAUGUUACUAGGGAGAGAACACUGCACUAGUUGACCACUACAUGCUUAUAGUACGAGUGACUUUACAAAUUCUACUAGUUCACAUCUAUUGCUUCACUAGUAGUACCAGUGGCACUCAGAUGUCAAUUAGUGCACAGUUUUGUGUCACUACUAACAUGCAAUUGUGCUACUAGAAUAUAAAAUUUAAUUUUCUAGCAUGCAGAAAUCGCAUACAGUUGGGAGAGGUUGUACUGUAGUGAAAAAAAGUUACUAGUGAGACAUUCUCGGCGGUACAGUGGAGCAGCUGGAAAGCAUUAGCGUCAGAGUUCUGAGGACCAAGGUUCAAUCCCAGUCCACCCUAUGUGGAGUUUGCAUGUUCUCCCUAUUCCUGCGUGGGUUUUCUCUGGGCACUCCGGUUUCCUCCCACAUCCCAAAAACAUGCAACAUUAAUUGGACACUCUAAAUUGCCCCUAGGUGUGAUUGUGAAUGCAGUUGUUUGCCUCUAUGUGCCCUCCGAUUGGUUGCCAACCAGUUCAAGCAAUUGGUUGGCAACCAGUUCAAGGUGUACCCUGCCCCUUGCCCGUUGAGAGCUGGGAUAGGCUUCAGCACUCCCGUGACCCUUGUGAGGAUAAGCAAAAGAAAAUGGAUAAGAAAAUGGGUGGACAUUUAUUCUACUGUUGGAGUCUUAAGUUGUUCUCCUGCCUUAUUGUCUUACUAAUCAGGACAAAAACUACUACGUAGAUGACACUUACCUUGGCUUCAAGAUUACUGAAUAAAUGCUGAAACCACUUUCCAUACAUUUGAGCUCAGAGUAUUCAAUUAAUGACGUCCUUUAUUUUUUAUACAUUAUUGUAUAGGUACCAAUGUGAACAAAGUGCUCCAUAAUUAAAACGUACUUACGUACUGAUGAUACACACACGCUAAUUUGGACCUGUUGUGUUUUCAAGUUUUGUUUUUCUCCUUGCCAGAAGACGCCCCGUUAACUGCACUCACCUUAUACGAUUACAACUGCGUCAUGCUUCUGAACGGAUAAAAAUCCUUAUGUAACUUGUAAAAUUCAUAUUUUGUACUUUAGGGUACGUCUCCCUGAUAUAAAAAGUAAAAAGAAUUAUGCAGAGUUAACAAAAAUACGGUGCAUUUUACUGGGGGCAGCAAGGCGGAAACAGAUGAGCACCUCUGCUUUGCAGUUCUGAUGACCGUGGUUCAAAUCCCGGCCCCGCCUGCGUGAAGUCUGCAUGUUGUCAUCGUGCCUGCGUGGGUUUUCUUCGAGCACUCCGGUUUCCUCCCACAUCCCAAAAACAUGCAUGAAGCUUACACCACCGUGUUGCUCAUCGGAAUGCGCAAAGAGGCCCACUCGCAAGUGCUGCACCUCUCUAGGAACAAGCGCUACACCCUCACUCCAGAGAAGCUCAAAUGGGACAAGUUCAAGCUCACAUACAAGUUGCUAUCCUACCCUACAAACUUGAUCAAUGCCACGGACACACGUCGAGGCAUCGCCAAGGCUUUCAGCAUGUGGAGCGACGUCUCGCCCUUCAGCUUCCGAGAGGUGCCAGCGGACCAGGAGGCGGACAUUAAGAUUGGCUUCUACCCAGUCAACCACACCGACUGUCUGCAGUCCUACUUGCACCACUGUUUCGAUGGAAUCACGGGAGAAUUGGCGCAUGCAUUUUUCCCGCCGACGGGUGAGAUCCACUUCGACGAUCACGAAUACUGGAUUCUGGGGAACAUGCGCUUCAGCUGGAAGAAAGGGGUGUGGCUCACAGAUCUCGUCCACGUGGCAACACAUGAGAUAGGCCACGUGCUGGGACUAAUGCACUCCAGGGACUCGAAAGCGAUUAUGCACCUGAACGCAACACUGACUGGCCGCAAGCUCAUCACGCAGGACGAGGUGUGGGGUUUGCAUCGUCUCUAUGGAUGUUUGGACCGGUUCUUCAUCUGUCCUGCAUGGGCUCGGAAAGGCUAUUGUGAAAGCAAGCGCAAGCUGAUGCAGAAGCACUGCCCCUCCAGCUGUGAUUUCUGUUACGAAUUCCCUUUCCCAACUGUGGCUCCGACUCAGACACCCCCAAGGACCAAACACAAGUUUGUGGUUGAGGGGAAAAAGCUGACGUUCCGCUGUGGGAAAAAAAUAGCAUCGAAGAAAGGCAAAGUAUUCUGGUACAAGGACGGCGAGCUUCUGGAGUUCUCGCACCCAAACUACAUCUCUCUGAAAAACGACCACAUCGUUAUCGUGGCCAACGCCAUAAACGAGGGCACAUACACCUGUAUCGUGAAAAAGAAGGACAAAGUUCUCACCAAAUACUCAUGGAGGGUGCGUGUGCGAUUCUGAACGCCUCUGCGGCUCUGAACUGAAAUCUCACUCACACUUCUUUCACUUGGGCACAUAUUACUUUCUUUGUUACCUUUUAUUCUAUCAAAUGAUGACAGUCAUUGUGAAAAUGUUAUUUUAUGUGAGCAAAAUGAAAUAAACGUUCCGUGACCUUAA
Messenger RNA from Syngnathoides biaculeatus (alligator pipefish), 3180 nucleotides. It is a transcript of the gene mmp23ba, whose product is annotated as matrix metallopeptidase 23ba. Gene Ontology annotation, cellular component: extracellular matrix. The coding region runs from base 1999 to 3024 and encodes 341 amino acids. Gene Ontology annotation, molecular function: metalloendopeptidase activity; zinc ion binding. Gene Ontology annotation, biological process: extracellular matrix organization; proteolysis; collagen catabolic process. Lineage: Eukaryota; Metazoa; Chordata; Actinopteri; Syngnathiformes; Syngnathidae. The transcript has 8 exons. The record is from RefSeq and is a predicted model, not a curated record.